This is a messenger RNA of Meriones unguiculatus (Mongolian gerbil), 1761 nucleotides long. It is a transcript of the gene Gpr137, whose product is annotated as G protein-coupled receptor 137. NCBI's taxonomy places the organism in Eukaryota, Metazoa, Chordata, Mammalia, Rodentia, Muridae. The transcript has 7 exons. Gene Ontology annotation, cellular component: lysosomal membrane. Gene Ontology annotation, biological process: positive regulation of TORC1 signaling; negative regulation of bone resorption; negative regulation of osteoclast differentiation. The record is from RefSeq and is a predicted model, not a curated record. The coding region runs from base 271 to 1461 and encodes 396 amino acids.
CCCAGGGAGGACACCCCAACCCCCACUUCAUUUGCCCUGAAUAGGAAAGACUACCCUUAACACACUCCCGAGUGACGGGUACAGGGCCCAGGCUACCCAUGCCCAUUCCCCCCUGUCUCUGUUGAGGAGGAAAGGCCUGGCAACCCCAACUUCUUCCCUCCAGAGUCCCUCUCAUCGCCUCCUUGCAGUUCCCACCCCGCCGUAUUUAUUUCCCUGGCUUCUGGCCAGCCCUCCAUCUCUGUCUCUGGGUUUCAGGCCUCCCUUCUUGACAUGGAGAGUAACCUGUCUGGCCUGGUCCCUGCAGCUGGGCUGGUCCCUGCACUGCCGCCUACAGUGACCCUGGGGCUGACCGCUGCCUACACUGCCCUAUAUGCUCUGCUCUUCUUCUCUGUCUAUGCCCAGCUCUGGCUGGUGCUUCUCUAUGGGCACAAGCGCUUCAGCUAUCAGACAGUGUUCCUGGCACUCUGUCUGCUCUGGGCAGCCUUGCGUACCACACUCUUCUCCUUCUACUUCCGAGAUACUCCCAGGGCCAACCGCCUGGGGCCCUUGCCUUUCUGGCUUCUCUAUUGCUGCCCCGUCUGCCUGCAGUUCUUCACCCUGACGCUUAUGAACCUCUACUUUGCCCAGGUGGUGUUCAAGGCCAAGGCGAAGCGUCGGCCAGAGAUGAGCCGAGGCUUGCUGGCUGUCCGAGGGGCCUUCGUGGGUGCUUCACUGCUCUUUUUGCUGGUGAAUGUACUGUGUGCAGUGCUGUCCCGCCAGCGCCAGGCACAGCCCUGGGUCCUCCUGCUGGUACGCGUCCUGGUGAGCGACUCCCUCUUCGUCAUCUGUGCCCUCUCGCUUGCUGCCUGCCUCUGCCUCGUCGCCCGGCGAGCCCCCUCCACUAGCAUCUACUUAGAGGCCAAGGGGACCAGCGUAUGCCAGGCAGCUGCCAUAGGGGGUGCCAUGGUCCUGCUCUAUGCCAGUAGGGCCUGUUACAACCUGGCAGCUCUGGCCUUGGCCCCUCGGAGCCGGCUAGAUGCCUUCGAUUAUGACUGGUACAACGUAUCUGACCAGGCAGAUCUGGUGAAUGACCUAGGGAACAAAGGCUACCUGGUGUUUGGCCUCAUCCUCUUCGUGUGGGAAUUGCUGCCCACCACCUUGCUGGUGGGCUUCUUCCGGGUACACCGGCCCCUGCAAGAUCUGAGCGCCAGUCGAAUCCUCAAUGGGCAGGUUUUUGGCUCCCGUUCCUACUUCUUUGACCGGGCUGGGCACUGUGAGGAUGAGGGCUGCUCCUGGGAACACAGCCGGAGUGAGAGCACCAGCAUGUCCGGCAGCCUGGGCUCUGGCAGCUGGUAUGGUGCCAUCGGGCGUGAGCCAGGCUGGGGUGGGGCCAGCCAGACGAGGACCACUCCUCUGCUCUUCUCCCAGGUGCCAGGACCUGGCAGCCACCAUCACAGCCUCUAUUCCACGCCACAGACGUGAUCUCCUUUCACUCCCUUUAGAGCACCCAGGCCCCAGCUCCCCUUAUCCCCAGCCCCGGUGCCAAGUACAUCUGCUGCUUCUUGCCCAGGAUGCCAGGGGACUGUGGCUGCUUCUCCCCUCUGGCCGGCUCCUUGCUGCUCCUAUCGUAGUGAGCUUGUGCCAUCCCCCUAAGAUGGGGACAAGGCCCCCGGGAUACCAGAUGCCCACAGUGCCCUGGCAUGACCUCUGCUUCCACACUGGAGCCAGCUACCUCUCCUGUGCCUACCACUUAAUAAACAGAGUCUGUGCCCUGUCCCUUCA